Messenger RNA from Letharia columbiana, 309 nucleotides. RefSeq lists its product as uncharacterized. Bases 1 to 309 code for a protein of 102 amino acids. The record is from RefSeq and is a predicted model, not a curated record. NCBI's taxonomy places the organism in Eukaryota, Fungi, Ascomycota, Lecanoromycetes, Lecanorales, Parmeliaceae. The transcript has 2 exons.
AUGUCCGUCGUGCUCCUGCCUUUAGGCGAUCUCAUUCCCUCGUCUUUCUCCUCCCUUUCGUCCCCGCCUCCCACAUCCCACCUUCACCUGGCUAGACUGAAGAGAAAGCGUCGCUGCACCAUCGACAUAGUGGCGAUCAUCUUUUAUUCCGACACCAGAAUCAGAAUCACAGGACAACAGGACACUGCACACAUCUCCCAAUUAUCGCCCGAGCCCGCCAUGAAUUGCGCCAAAUUAUCUCCAUCUUCGUCACUACUCCCCCAGAGCCCGUCACGCUCCAUACGCCGCCAUACACAACAUCACGAUUAA